AUGCCGCUCGACGUCACCACCCAGGACCUCGCCGCCAUGGAGCCAUUUGAUCGGACGGACUUCAUUCAGAGGGUCGACGAGGCAGGCCGCUCCGACUGCCUUCGGAUUGAGGCGCAGGCAAACCUCGCCGCUGGCAGCUGCCGCUAUCGCAUUGAGAAUUUGCCAGAGUCUGGAGGAGGCAGGCGGCUACAGGAGGGGGAAACCGACCAAGUGCGCCUCGUCUUCACCACUACGACGCCGACCGCACUCGAGGUCGAGGACGUGGUGAACGCGCUGCCGGCGUCCGUGGCGGAGGCGCAAAGCACAUUCGAGGGGCUCGGAGUGACGGACACCCUCGACGACUUUUACGAGCGGUGCGAGGAGGAGCGAGUGACCUUCAUCGCAGGCCUGGCCGAGGUGGGAGCACAGACUUGCCGCAGGAUCGAGGUUGAGAACAGCCUUGCUGCUGGCUCUUGUAGCGCAGACCUCGUCUUUCCGGAAGCGUAUGAAGCGCCACCCCCACCCGUGCCAGCAUGCAGCACUGACAGCCGGGCAGCCGCAGUCCUUGGUCGGAGGCGCCUCACGGCCGCGAGCCUUCGUUUCGUCUUCAUCAUAUCUGCACCCACGGGGCUGAUUGGCGAGGAGGUGGUCCAAAAGAUCGAGGAGCAGACGGGCUCCGCAGAAGCCGCCUCCGACUUUCUCGGGGCGCCCGGCCUCGCAUCCGGCCCGCCGGCGAUCAGCGUGUCCGUCUGCGACCCGGCGUCGGACCCGUGCUGCGGAGUCGAUCGGGGUGCCUGCAGGCAAGGCAUCGCCCCGACUCCGGCGUACUCGGGCGUCGUCUGGUCAAUCGCUGCUGGUUUGGGCUCCAUUUGCAUCUUUGGUGCGGUCGCCGGAGCCGGCUUGCUGAAACGGCUGAAGCGGCUUGGACGGCACCAGGGCAUCGGCAAGAGAGAGGACCGGCUCAGCGCUCUCACCUCGGCCGACUUAGCACAGAUAUGCGUGCUGGAGCCCACGGUCAGCGAGCUCGCGAGACGCAUGCGCGCCGAGUCCCGCCUUCUGUGGGCGGACCGGGCGAGCGACGUGGUGUGCGUGGACCUUACCGACGGCACCGCAUCGGAGGACGCCUUCAACCGCUUCGCCAACGUCGGCGUCCGCGACCUGGUCUUUGGCCGCCCCGCCGAAGCGGCGCUCGGCAUCUGCCACUACAUGUGCGUCGACGAGAGCACCCUUGGGGCGCGCAUCGCCUGCGGCGUCAGCGCCAUCGUCGAUGAAGUGACGGCCUCGGCCAACGCUUGCGACCUCGAGUGCCUGCAAUACGUGCUGGACGCGGAGGCGGGCUCGAGCGACCGCGGGUUCCAGGGGGGGCUGAGGCGCGACUGCGACGAGGAGGGCGAGGUGCUGGCCUGCCGCCUGGUGCCGGAUGGCAAGGGCGGCCAGCGCGGCAUGACGAUCGACGACUUUGUGGCGCACCCGAGCGCGCGGCAGUCGCUGCUGACCAAGGCCCACGUGGUUGCUCUGCGCCUCUACACCUCGGCGGCCUUCCGCUCGAUCAACGACCCGCUCCGCGACCGCGACCGCUACGAGAACAAGCUGCCGCACAAGCUUCCCGUCACGGUGGCGCUGCUCCGCGACGCGCUGGGCAAGCUCAGAGCGGUCGAAGCCAACCAAGGCUCGACGGGCGGCGGCGACGACGAGGGCGCCUUCGCCUCGCCGCGCAUCUCGCCGCGCGAGCUGCACCUCUACCGCGGCAUGAAGGACGUGCGUGCGCCGCUCGAGUUCCUCGCGCAGGGCGGCACGGAGCUGGCGCCCAUGUCGACCACCUCCUCGCUUGCGGUGGCGAUGAAGUACUCGGCCAGCCGGAACGCCGUGCUGCUCCGCCUCGUCACCGACUCGUUCAUCUCGCGCGGCCCGGACAUCUCCUUCCUCUCCGCCUUCCCGGCGGAGCGCGAGUUCCUCUUCCCGCCGCUCACCUACCUCGCCCCCACCGGCAACGUCGAGAAGAUAGCAGUCGGCGGGGCCAGCUGGGACGUGAUCGACGUCAAGCCGCACCUUUGA
Emiliania huxleyi CCMP1516 is the source of this 2034-nucleotide messenger RNA. RefSeq lists its product as hypothetical. The transcript is spliced from 2 exons. The record is from RefSeq and is a predicted model, not a curated record. Gene Ontology annotation, molecular function: NAD+-protein-arginine ADP-ribosyltransferase activity. Bases 1 to 2034 code for a protein of 677 amino acids. Lineage: Eukaryota; Haptophyta; Isochrysidales; Noelaerhabdaceae.